AUGGCACUAGCUUUUGAUCCUGCACUUUCACAUCACUACAAGCUUCUUUAUCAUGUUCGCAAAGAUGAUGAUGUUACACAUGUUUAUGUAGAGAUUUAUUCGUCGGAAACAUGUACUUGGAGGGCUUAUGAUAAGACUUUUAGUUCAGUAUCUUUCGUGGCGUUUGAUCACAGCGCAGUUUAUUGGCGUGGCGCCAUUCAUUGGCUGUCGCGUAGAGCCGUUUAUCAUUUUAGUUUAGAAGAUAUAGAUAAUCCUCACUUUAUACAAGUUGAAAACCACAAAACCAUGCAUGCAUAUGGUGGUUAUGAUAAGUUAUUGGUGUCGCGCGAUUGCCUGCUUCUUGUUAUGAUGCUCCAGCCUCUAAUGGUGGAUGUGUAUGAAGUGGAAAAUGAUUGCUAUUCAGGGUGGUGUUUAAAGUACUAUGUUGAUCUUGAAUUUGUUGGAAACUUUCCGGGACCUGAGGUCGAUGUACUAGCGAUUGUGCUCGGGGACAGAGAAGAGGAUUCGUUUCUUGUAUUGGAAGUGCCCGGGAUUAUGCUUGUGAAAUACAAUAUCAUGUCAAAGACUUUCUAUCAGCUUUGUAACCUCACCCGAAUUCAAAUUCUCCCGACAAAGUUUUGUAGCUUUUUGUUCACCCCAUCUCUUGUUGGCGUUUAA
Molecule: messenger RNA, 657 nt
Organism: Helianthus annuus (common sunflower)
Lineage: Eukaryota; Viridiplantae; Streptophyta; Magnoliopsida; Asterales; Asteraceae
Product: F-box protein At5g07610
Exons: 1
Coding region: 1-657 (218 amino acids)
Source: RefSeq, a predicted model, not a curated record